Molecule: messenger RNA, 3169 nt
Organism: Dromiciops gliroides (monito del monte)
Lineage: Eukaryota; Metazoa; Chordata; Mammalia; Microbiotheria; Microbiotheriidae
Gene: BZW1
Product: basic leucine zipper and W2 domains 1
Exons: 12
Coding region: 154-1413 (419 amino acids)
Cellular component (GO): cytoplasm; membrane
Molecular function (GO): protein binding
Source: RefSeq, a predicted model, not a curated record
UCUCGCGAUAUGAGACGGGCUGAGGAGGGGGGUGGCACCUCCUCCUCCCUCCUCUUCGCGUUAGUUCCGGUCGCAGAGGAGCCACCGCCGCAGUUACCGCCACCUCGGGGAUUUCUGGCUCUUUUCUCUCCGCCUUAAAUUCGGGUGUCUUUUAUGAAUAAUCAAAAGCAGCAAAAGCCAACGCUAUCAGGCCAGCGUUUUAAAACUAGAAAAAGAGAUGAAAAAGAGAGGUUUGACCCUACUCAGUUUCAGGACUGUAUUAUUCAAGGUUUAACUGAAACUGGCACUGAUUUGGAAGCAGUAGCAAAAUUUCUUGAUGCUUCUGGGGCAAAACUUGAUUAUCGCCGAUAUGCAGAAACACUCUUUGACAUUCUGGUGGCUGGUGGCAUGCUGGCCCCAGGUGGUACACUGGCAGAUGACAUGAUGCGUACAGAUGUCUGUGUAUUUGCAGCACAAGAAGACCUAGAGACCAUGCAAGCCUUUGCUCAGGUAUUCAACAAGUUAAUCAGGCGAUACAAAUACCUUGAAAAGGGAUUUGAGGAUGAAGUUAAAAAGCUGCUGCUAUUCUUAAAGGGUUUUUCAGAGUCUGAGAGGAACAAACUGGCCAUGUUGACUGGGGUUCUUCUGGCCAAUGGGACACUUAAUGCAUCCAUUCUUAACAGCCUUUAUAAUGAGAAUUUGGUUAAAGAAGGCGUUUCAGCGGCCUUUGCUGUAAAGCUGUUUAAAUCAUGGAUAAAUGAAAAAGAUAUCAAUGCAGUAGCUGCUAGUCUUCGAAAAGUCAGCAUGGACAACAGACUGAUGGAACUUUUUCCUGCUAACAAACAAAGUGUUGAGCACUUCACAAAAUAUUUUACCGAAGCAGGUCUAAAAGAACUUUCUGAGUAUGUUCGGAACCAGCAAACCAUAGGAGCUCGUAAAGAGCUACAGAAAGAGCUUCAAGAACAGAUGUCACGUGGUGAUCCAUUUAAGGAUAUAAUUUUGUAUGUCAAGGAGGAGAUGAAGAAAAACAAUAUCCCAGAACAGAUCGUUAUAGGCAUAGUCUGGUCAAGUGUAAUGAGCACUGUGGAAUGGAACAAAAAGGAGGAGCUGGUAGCAGAGCAAGCCAUCAAGCAUUUGAAGCAAUAUAGCCCUCUACUUGCUGCCUUUACUACUCAAGGUCAGUCUGAGCUGACUCUGUUACUGAAGAUUCAGGAGUACUGUUAUGACAACAUUCACUUCAUGAAAGCCUUCCAGAAAAUCGUGGUGCUUUUUUAUAAAGCUGAAGUCCUGAGUGAAGAGCCCAUUUUGAAGUGGUAUAAAGAUGCACAUGUUGCAAAGGGGAAAAGUGUCUUUCUUGAGCAAAUGAAAAAAUUUGUAGAAUGGCUCAAGAAUGCAGAAGAAGAAUCUGAGUCUGAAGCGGAAGAAGGCGACUGAAUUGUGAAACUACAAGCUCAGUAAAGCAAACAGGAGUUGUAGAUAAAAUGUCAUGUCUCAUGUGUCCUUCUGGUUCUUACAUCUUCCUACCUCCCUGUAUCAAGCAUGAUAUAAGGGCUUUCAUGGCAAAUUUAUUUUAACUGUUUUCUAUGGUUACUGAAAAAUGUUGGGUUUAGUUUUUAAAACCAUGUUUUAAGUAGCUACAGGAGCUAUAGAUUUGAAUCUAAUGUUGCAUUAGUCUUUUCAGUUAUCUUCUACCUCCUGUAUUUUCUACUGUAAUAAUGUAAUUUAAGGCCUUCCACAAUGAACAGUUCAUUUUAUCCCUGGGUUUUCUAUAAACAGUUUACAAGACAUGAUUUGGUUAAAAACAAUUUGUUAUCAAAAUUCUGUUUGCAAAUUAAACUGUACAAGUAUCCAGAGUCAAAAGGCAAAUGACUUGUGUGAUAAUUUGGUAUGAAAUGAAAAGGCAGCAUUAAAUGGUGUUCAGAGCCCCACUCAUCUGAUGAUAAUCCUUAAUCCUCCUAUAUAAGACCUCAAGGGUUAAUUUCUGAAUAUUGAUUCUAAAGUAAUUGGCUCACUAAAGAGUAUUUCUGUUAGCACUUUUUUUUUUUAAGUUUAAGCAAAGGAUUUCCAAGUAGCUUACAGCUAAAAUUUCUAUUAUCCUUGCUCCUUGGUUUCUCACUUGUAAGUGAGAAUUGGUGGUAAGCAGUUUAGAGGGGGAAGAAAAAAUGAAGGCAGCACAAGUGACCAGGGAGGUGGAAAGAAGAAAAUGAAAUCUCCUCAUUGCAUACUUUUCUUCAUUCAGUGUUAGCCAGUAAAAGUGGGUGAGCAUCUGUUAUGCCACCAUCUCCAGGUCUGCUUACAAAUGUAUUAUUAAACGAGUCUUGUCAUACCCAGUAUCUUGCACUCUAGAGAAUCCUAAAUCCUUAGGAUUGGAAUCAUUAAAAAGAGUGCAUGUAAGGAAAUGACAUAUAUCCUAAACCCAGUAAAAUUGUUUAAUAUGUUAAGUGACCAGUGUGUUAUAGAUUACAAAGAGCCCCUUUGGGACUCCAGGCAUAACUGUCAGAUCUGUCCUAUUGGCUUAGAAUCGUCCUGUUUGUUGUAUUGAAAUGCAAUGAGGUGAUACCACUUGGCCAUACUGGACUGUCUCCAUUCUUUAGCAUAUACAGGGUUGACUGAGUAUCUGCCUAAUAUCUAUCCCAGUUGCCAUUUUCUUCUUGCCACAAGCCAAAAAGUUUCCUUUCCAGCUCUUGAUCUUUUUAUUCUGAUGGCUUGCCUUUUUUUAAAAUUUAUGCUGGCUGAAUUGUCUACAUACAUAGCAUAGCCAUUAGAAGAUGAGUAGAUGAUUGUUGCCUCAUUUUUGGCAGCUAAAUUUUGUGGUAGGAAAACAAUAUUUUAAGUAACCAUUUUGAAAUAAGGUGUUCUUGAAACUCUUCACCAAAGCUGUAAACAGUGUCACCAGGACAUCAGUGAAGUAUGCCCUAUAUUAGCAUGUGCCAUUAAGAGCCAAGAAUUUGGUAUUUAAAAGUAAAAGUACACCUUGAGGAAAUGAAGUGUAAUAUAAUUUGAAACUAAAGUAUAAUAGCCUUAUAAGGAAGAGCAUUAUAACUGAUAGUCUUGUGAGUGGAGUGUAUGUUGUUUUCAUACGUAGAUAUUAUGUAUCUUAUCUAAUAGGUUUCUAUUGUAGUGAUCUGCUUCCUUUGUAAUUUGUAGUCCUAAAGACUUUUUUAAAAAAUAAAGGCCAUCCUUAAACUUA